AUGGUAGCUGAGGAACGGCUCCGCAGUCCGGAAGUGCAAAGAGCGGAGAUCUGGAAGGCCGCGGGCUUUCAAUUCUCCGAGGAGGAUAGCGCGCGAUGUAGUGGUAGCGACGACCUUCACAUCAGAGGCCACCGUCCUUUCCAGAAAAGUAAAUCGCUAGACAAGUACGGCCUGGCUUUUCGCUAUCCGCAAGUGACAAGCGUCCGAACCGCGAAGAGAGUCGGGGACCUGUUUGCGAUCGCCAAAGAGCACUUGUGGAGCGAGGUUUUAGCGGUUGGUGAUGAUUUUGUCGCAGAACAAUCCGAUGCUGAAAUUCCAACUCACGAAAUGCAGGACCAGGAGAAGCCCGAGAAGAAGACUUUGGCGCGCAAAGCUUUUGACGCGUUCUUCUCCCGAAAGAUGGGGCAGAAUUCGAGUUGUUCUGGUGGUGCUGGGCGAAAGUCGAGGAGGAGGACGGGCAGGAAAAACCCUAGGUUUGAAGUCGCCGUCUCUGGAGCAAGUACAUCGGCGCGUCUCGACUUUCACCUACCAACUUUUUCAUCGGAGGAGACAACAGCACUGAUACAGAAUCAUGAUGGUCUCACUCUGCGAAAUUCCUCGCAGGACAAGUUUUCCACCGCACUUAAGCUAAAGCGCGCUAUGUUUGGAGAAGCGGCUAAUCCGGAAGUUGAGAAAUCCCUAAACCUGCUUCAAACGAGCGUGGACUACCGGAUGCAGUUUCUUCUCGACCGAAAAAUCCUCGACAUUGUUGUUACAGUGGUGACCACGAGUGAUGGCGAUUCCAAAGAUGUUGAGCCACAACAUGAAAAUCAAAACGACCGCCGCGAACAACGCGACGACGACGAUGAUGAGGCGGUCCACCAGGAGAUGCAAGAAAACGCCACCAAAGACGCGGUGGAGGUUUUUUUCGACCGGUACAAACUGUGCUUCGAACUUUUAACGUCGUCGUUGACGUCAGCUCAGCCACGGUUUCUGCAACAUAUGGUGGAGAACUUGGUGGUAUUGCAGCAGCCGCCGCCUCCUCCCUCGGUGGGACCACCGUUGAAGCGUAGUGAACAGGGAAAAAUAAUAAAUCCAUCGGGAAUUACUACAAAGGAAGAUCCACUGCUUGCUCCUGCAGCAGCAGCACCUGAGCAGCAGGUUGCCGAGCAGCUCCCAGCAGGAUUCAUGACUGCGUCGUCCUCCCCUGUGCGACGAAAUCAUGAUCCGACGUGUCAAUGGAGUACAACUGCUCGUCGAGACCCGCAAGCCAUGCUGCACGACGUGUGGGAGAAAAUCACGUUCAGUACGGAUUUGCUCACGAAACUGAGCAUGUGGCUCGCGGCAGCGGAUGAAGAUGGUAGUGACGAGCAGUCUUCAACAUGCAGUGACGAGGAAGAAGAACAGCAACAGGAGCACCUCCUGCAAGAUAAAUGGAAUCCUGGUCCACCUCGUGCUACCCCCUCUUGCACUUCACGGAGACCACCACCACUACCUCCAUCCUCGGCGGAGAACCGAAAAAGAGCUGCAAGGAAGAUGCUCGCGAGAAGCAAACGCCUCCGAAAUGUCCCGCUCGCCUUGCAACUGGCGGAAAAGCUGCCGAAAGAGUUUCCGCUUGAGAAAUUCGUAAGGGAUUUGAGAAGUUGCACAAGUAGCGACAGCGAGGGAGAAGUUUUUCCGCUGGACCAUGGUCGUGGGGGUGAAAGGCGCGCCGAGUUCUUGUUCUCCUGUUCAUCUUCCAGCGAGGACGAGAUCAACGAAAGGGGGGAUCGUGAGGACGAUAUCAUCGGCCGCGGGCCAGCGGUCUUUUCCCCUACCGGAUCGGAAAUCAGUGCGUCGCUGCUCCACGAAGGGUCUGGACCCGCGCCCGUCCGCGCUUGCUCGGCUCCUCGACACAUAUUUUACAGAGACGUUGAAGUUCUUCGUUCUGCAGGCGGAGCUCGACAGUUGCUGACAUGUGGUCGUCGACGUACGCUGAGCAGUCCGUCUUCAGACGAUGAAGAAGUUUUACGGGUUGAAGCACCUAGUAUGGAGGAGCAUAGUGGCUUCUAUGCCAACGAAGCUGACUCUGACGUCGUGCGUGGAGGUGCAUCAACCCGAGCUGUUUAUACCUCAGCGGCGGGAGGUCCUGCAACCCUUGCGCUGCAUGGAUCAACAUCCUCCACUGGUGCAGUUUCCAUGGGAUCUUCCUCUACUACUACCCGGUCUACUCCGGCUCCUCAACAACAUUCUGGACCUGCUACAAGUCAGGGACAACAUCUCCGCUUGCCAAGAAGCAAGAACCACACGGAAUCUGCAGGAGCACGUAGUCGAGGUGGGAAUGAUGUUGCGACGGAGGUGAAAAUCAUAUCUUUGUAGCCGAAAACUACGUAAGAGUAUGUGUUUUACUAUAGUGCUCUAUACAUAGGAAGAAAACGCGAUGAAGCUGUACAUCUAUGUAGUAUUUUAGCUUGAAAGCAAUAGCAAAGAAAGUUGUUUUGGUAAUUUUUGGAUGAAACGGAAGCGUUAACUUAAUGUAUGAGAGCAUUUACUGUUGUAGCAGCUCCUGGCAUUGAAAUUGAUUUAAAUUAGCACUGCGGAUCACAAGCAGGCAUGUAUGAUAGACAUUCGAGCUAAAUAACAGAUUAUGUGUACAAAAAGGCUGCAUGUUUACGAAAGGCGCAUAGAUAAAACUGUUCUUUGACUGGAUUCGGCAAACUUCUGUACGAUUUCCAAACGGUCGAAUUCAUUGCAUUGAUUUCUUGAGGACAAACCCUCCGCACGAGAAAAAUAUUGACAUUCUCCCUGUGCAAGAAUAGAACGUUGAUUCGAAACCGCUAGUGCAGCAUCCUCACAAGCAAAAACCUCACAUAAAGAUGAAAGGAAC
Messenger RNA from Amoebophrya sp. A120, 2845 nucleotides. The record is from the annotation of a GenBank genome assembly. NCBI's taxonomy places the organism in Eukaryota, Dinophyceae, Syndiniales, Amoebophryaceae.